AUGCGUACUUCCCUCGCCAUCGUGGCCCUCUCGGCCCUCUCUGCUGUCUCUGCCCAGCGCAAGGUCUACACCGCUGCCGAUAUCAACGUUGCUACUGUCUCCGUGAACCAGAGAGCCAGUUGGUGUGUCGCCGAGCGCAACACUUGCAAGGUCCUUUGCGAGCCUAACCCCACCACCAACGACUGCGAUUCUACCACCCUUGUCUACUCUUGCCUCUGCCCCAACGGCUCUGCCCCCGGUCUUGAGUACUACGAGCAGACCAUGCCCACCUUCAUCUGCGAGAAGGCCUUCGAGGACUGCAUCACAGCCAAUGUUGGUGACGCUCGCGGCCAGACCAACUGCACCGACACCAUCAAGUCUCAGUGCGGUACUAUCAACGCCCAGUCUGACCAGGCUUCCGGCGCUUCCACCACCACCACCGCGUCUGCUACCAGCACUGCCACUGGAACUGGUGCCGCCGCCACUACCACUGGUGCCUCCAGCUCCAGCUCUUCCGCCUGGGCUGCUCCUACUGCGAACCCCGCCCACCUUGGCAACGCUGCUGCAGUCGCUGCCAUUGGUCUCCUCGCCUACAUGCUCUAG
Molecule: messenger RNA, 582 nt
Organism: Colletotrichum godetiae
Lineage: Eukaryota; Fungi; Ascomycota; Sordariomycetes; Glomerellales; Glomerellaceae
Exons: 3
Coding region: 1-582 (193 amino acids)
Source: RefSeq, a predicted model, not a curated record